GAACAGGCCUAUCCAGACCAUCCUUUUACUCAGCCCCCAGAUAUUGUACCUUUGCCCCCUUUGCAGCACUUGUCCUUGUCAUCACUAUCAUUAUCAUUAUCAACAGUUACGUUUAUAAUACCAAUGACACAUGAGUUCGAUACCUCCCCAUGCGGUGCAUCAGUGUGCCCUGAUGAUCAGUGUAGCCCCAGCAGUGCCACCUGUCAGUGUCUAUCAGUGCCAGCUCUCAGUGCUCAUCCAUGCUACCUGCCAGUGCCCAUCAAUGCCACAUAUCAGUGCCCAUCUGAGCUGCCUCCUAUCAGUGCCAGUCAGGGCCACCUAUCAGUGCCAUAUAUCGGUGCUGCCUUUCAGUGCCUAUCAGUGCCGCCUAUCCGUGCCACCUCA
Messenger RNA from Staurois parvus, 384 nucleotides. The record is from the annotation of a GenBank genome assembly. Lineage: Eukaryota; Metazoa; Chordata; Amphibia; Anura; Ranidae.